Molecule: messenger RNA, 1275 nt
Organism: Kwoniella shivajii
Lineage: Eukaryota; Fungi; Basidiomycota; Tremellomycetes; Tremellales; Cryptococcaceae
Exons: 4
Coding region: 1-1275 (424 amino acids)
Biological process (GO): glutathione biosynthetic process
Cellular component (GO): glutamate-cysteine ligase complex
Molecular function (GO): enzyme regulator activity; glutamate-cysteine ligase catalytic subunit binding
Source: RefSeq, a predicted model, not a curated record
AUGUCAUCUUCAAUUACAUCGGCUCAAUCUGCAUCUCAGCAACAAGGCCAACCCAAAGGUUUAUACAUUUUCACCACUUCUCAAAUCCCACUAUCCGUUCGAUAUCCUCAUCCUCGUAAACCCAACUUAGUCCUUCCCUCUCUGAUUCAUAGGACACUUCAUAAUUCUUUAGAUGGAGAUUCACCUUCUAUCGCAUACUACCCGUCUAAUUCUUCAUCCUCUUCUUCAUCUUUGGUCACCGAUACCGAUGACGAUAUCAAGGGGCGGAAAGGGAAAGUGAUUAUACCUCAUCCAGAUGGAUUGAUCAAACAUGAUAUACCAUCUUCGUCUCAGUCAUUACCACCUCAUGAUUAUAACGCUUCAGCUCAAAAUCAAUCUCAAAGUAAUGGUGAAAUCAAUGGAACUGGCAUAAACGAUAUCUCAGCAGAUUAUCUGGUGGAUUUAGAACUCACCGUCAAGCUUCAUCUAGUCGGAUCAUCGUUACCAUCAUCAUCAUCAUCAUCAUCAUCAUCAUCAUCAUCAUCUGGUUCAUCGUCAUCAUCAUCAUCUGAACGCGAAAGUGAGCAAACCCGAUGGGUAAAGGAAUCAUUAUCUUUAUUAGAAGAAUAUAAAGGAUUGAACAAGAAUAGUAUUGACACUUUAUUAAUUGGAUACAAAGGUGUUGAUUAUAGAGGAUCAAAAACCGUUGCCAGUGAAAUGUUCGGUUGUGGUACAGAAGGUCUAGAAGCUCCAAACACUGAAAUCAUUUCUAAAGAAUUAGAACAACAUGUUAUUGAAUCUUGGAAAGAAAUCUCACGAUAUCUCACUGCGGGUGAUAAAGAAUCAAAAACCACACCUAAAUUGAAACUAGGUACUUUGUAUUCACCUUUGGGAUUAUUGAAAAAUCUCGUCAAAGAAGAUAUAGGUAUAAGAGUAAACGCUCUUGAUACUCCUGAUUGUCAUCAUUUACCUAAAGAAUAUACAACGUAUGCAAAAGAGAAUGGAAUUCAACUUUGGGCAGGUGGUGGUGGUGAAGGUUCAGAUCCCCUCCCUUCUGCUCAUUUGCACAACCUCCUUCAAGAGUUCUCAGGCAAAGUGGACGAUUUGACCGAAAGUAAGGUAGACACUGCCCGACUGGAGAAGUUGAUAGGAUUGAGAGAAGACGGGUUGAAAUUCAAUCAAGACGACGAGAGCGCUGUAGAUGUAAGAUGGGUAUUGAGCUAUACACUCGUAUCGAAGACUAGAAAUGUAGUAAAAGAUAAAGGAUAUAUCGUAGCAGCAAAUUUUACUCCAUGA